CAUCUGCAGGGGCGAGAAUAUUUCCUUCUUUCUUAAUUUCUCAAGGGAUGACAAACCAAGCCUGCUGUUGUUGAUGACCCAAGUUAUAUUUUUAUGACUGCUGUAAAGUUAACGAUUAACUGAUAAAGUGGGAUUCAGUGGCUGCCAUUUAGGAAAUUAACGUCGGGAAACCGGAUUGUGGUCGUCCUAACUCGGGUUUCACUCACUCACGGGUGGCCGCAAUGGGAAUCUUUAUUUAAAACAAAACUUCGAGGAGUUUCGCUUUUGACUGACUUUCGGACUUCGCUCCCGAGAGGCAAAAGUUCAGCACUACGACCAGGAGAGACAAAACCACAAGCAGAAGUCGCAGCAGCCAGAACAGCGGCUUCUCUCUAAGAAACGCUGCGGGGCCGCCCGGGGGCGGUGGGCCGUCUGGGCGCUCCGGAGCCCGGCCGCCAGAAGGGGAGGCGCCGGGCCGCAGCUCGGUGCCCGCCGUCCCCCCGCCGCCCCUCUCGCCAUGCCCUCCUCACAGCGCGGCUCGGCGCGGAGGCGGCAGCGCUGCGUGCUGCUGGCCGGCAUCGCCAUCCUGCUGAUCGCCCUCGUUCUGGCCGCCGUGCUGGCCUCAGCCCUUACGGGGCGCAAAGAGGAGGCGAGCCCGGAGCCGCUGAGGUGGCAGGGCAGGGGGACGACCAGGAACCUGCGGGAGAUCGUCCUGGGGAGAUGCUACAGUUACCUCGCCGAGGGGCGCGUGGAGCUGGGAGAUAAGGAUUGCCUUAAAAUAUGGGAGUCGUUAAAAGCUGCAUUCAUUCACAAGAAUCCCUGUAAUGCUACAACAAAAGAUUAUCAGCCUUUAAUGGAGUUGGCAAGUCAUCCAGUACCCUGCAACAAGUCACUGUUUUGGAGCAGGACGUAUGACCUCGUUCAUCUUUAUUCAAAAUCCAAUCACCAUUUCCUUACUUUGGAGGACACGUUCCUGGGUUAUAUGCUUGAUGGGCUUUCAUGGUGUGGAGACCCCUCAGCUCCAGGAAUCAACUAUGAAUCUUGUCCAAAAUGGAGUGAAUGUGAAGGCAGUUCUGGCUCUGUAUUCUGGAAAAUGGCAUCCAAGAUGUUUGCAGAAGCAGCAUGCGGUGUGGUUCAUGUGAUGCUCAAUGGAUCAAUAGAAACAGGAGCUUUCAGAAGCAGCAGUGUUUUUGGAAGUGUUGAGAUCUUUAACUUAAAUCCAGAUAAAAUUUCUGAAAUACGUAUUUGGCUUAUGCAUGACAUCGGUGGACCCCAAAGUGAUUCCUGCUCAGGCUAUUCCAUAAAGAAGUUAAGAAACAUCUUAGAAGAACGAAACUUUAAGAUCACCUGCGAAGAUAAUUACAGGCCAGUCCAGCUCCUUCAGUGUGUACAUAAUCCUGGCCACCCAGACUGCAGUCUUUGCAUCAACAGCACGGAAGCUCCUUGAAAGAAAGUACUCCACACUAUAUAAGACUUGAUUUGUGUGCAAAACUGAAAAGGACGUGACUAUGUAGCUUGCAGUGAUAAAUAGCACCAUGGUUGUACAGAGCCAAUAACCAGGAAUCCUUGCUGUGAUACUAACAGCCAAGUCGCAGGAGGUGGUAUUUUAGCUGUGAUUCCUGUACACACACAGACAAACAAGCAUGCUGUUUCAGAAGGGCCAAAGGCGUGCUCAACAACUGAGGACAGAAGAUUUGUUCUGCUUUGUUCCCUCAUAUGUAGCCACACAGAGCAUCAGGGCAGGGGCUGCCUUGGGCAUGCACAAAGAAAGUUGCCAGUGGAGACACAGUUUGCUAUGAUCUGUAUGCUGCUUCAGAAGGGCUGGAAGGGAAUUUCCCUGAGCAGGGAUAUUGUCCAUUGGCACAUGUCAUAGAUGCCCAUGAUUUGUACAGGGUAGAGGAGUCAGUGAGGAAGACCUGGAGAUUUUCCCCUGUAGCUGUAUCUGAAGAUUGGAUGUUUUGUUUCCUGGGCAGUCCCCUUGAGUCAGGCAGAGCCAGGCAAGGCUCUGACCCUUUCUCCCAGGGACUGUGGCACCUCUGAGCAGGCAAAGCAAGUAAUGGAAAAAGUAGAGCAAUUCUUACCUUCUAGUGAGUAAGCUGGUUAGGAAAUGGCAGAUCUAAGCCAAGAAGAAACCAGAAAUUGCUCAGAGCAUUGCCAGCAUCUGUAAGAAUGCAUUUAGUGGGUAGCUGGAAGAGAAAAUAAUAAGACUGACUCAAGCAUUCCUGUUAAAAUCCUACUGGAAACAGUUGUGGCUCAGAUAUCUUUUUAUUCUUAAUAUAGCAAUAAGUGUAAGCCUUCCAGCUUUCACAAAGGGCCCUCAGGCCAGAGCUUGACCAUCCACUGGAAUCAAGACAAACAUCCAGAGGCUGCUGCAGUGGGAGCCUCUCCUGACCCCAGCUGUAGAGGUGAGGUGAUGAUCUGCUGUGUGUGACUCACAAGCAGCAGGCAGAACGUUGUAGUGCCAUGCAUUUUAGUGACCAUGCAAGCUGGUAUAACUUUGAGCAUCUCCAGAUAGACCUUUGCUCUGUAAUAUGGGGUCUUGUACUGGGUGCAGCUUGACCACACCCAAGACUUCACCCAUAAUGUUUACAUGAAUUACAUGUUUGUUUGUUUUUUAAUAUGUGCAGUCCAUAAUGUAAUAAUUAGCUACAUUGACUCAGAUGCAUAUUAGUGUUUUAAAAUAGGCUAUUUCUAAUUGUAAGUCAAGAAUCUCUUUUCAUGCUCACUUUUGUACUUUUUCUGGUGUAAUAAUAAAAUGUUGACUGUCCAAUCAAGGUUUCUAAUAAAAUUGAUGAUGUUGCUCAUUCAGUUUUACAUUCUAGUGAAAGUGGCCCCCCACACCUGUGGUUAUCUGAAAGCAGUCUGCCCCAUUUUGGGCAUGACCAAAGAACAAAAGAGGUCAAGCUUGUGGAAAAGUAUGAUGUGCUGCAAGGAGGGGUGUACAACAAAUAGCUUGGGAAUGUUUUGGUUUGAUCAAGUUGCAUUAAAGUGCUCAUAACACAAAUCUGCUAGAUGCAUUCUCAGAUGUUGAAAAUAUAGUCUUGUGACUAUAGGUUGUGUAACAGCAGCCAGAAACACACUGGAAAAAUAACUUGGAAAUUCACUUAAAAUAUGAAACUCCACAUAUAAUCACCCAGGAAAGCAGAGACAGGCCAUAGGGCAUAUCCUCCCCAGGCUGCACCCUUUCUCCCUCCUCCAUCGUGCACAGAGAAGUUAUUGUCUCCAUAGGUGGCAGAAAGUGAAACUUCCCAUCUUUAUCUCAAACAC
Phasianus colchicus (ring-necked pheasant) is the source of this 3246-nucleotide messenger RNA. Its product is annotated as ADP-ribosyl cyclase/cyclic ADP-ribose hydrolase 1-like. Gene Ontology annotation, molecular function: phosphorus-oxygen lyase activity; NAD+ nucleosidase activity, cyclic ADP-ribose generating. Gene Ontology annotation, cellular component: plasma membrane. Gene Ontology annotation, biological process: positive regulation of B cell proliferation. NCBI's taxonomy places the organism in Eukaryota, Metazoa, Chordata, Aves, Galliformes, Phasianidae. The record is from RefSeq and is a predicted model, not a curated record.